Miscanthus lutarioriparius is the source of this 1452-nucleotide messenger RNA. The record is from the annotation of a GenBank genome assembly. Lineage: Eukaryota; Viridiplantae; Streptophyta; Magnoliopsida; Poales; Poaceae.
AUGGAUCACCACCUCACGCCGACGCCGCCGUCGCCGAUGGAGAACUCCGCGGCGGGGCCGUCCUCGAAGCCGCCGACGCCGGCGUCCACGCCCAACUCGCGCCUCGCCUCGGCGCCGUCCUCCCGCCACUCCGCCACGCCGCCGCACGCGUCAGCGCAGGCGUCCGCCCCGACGCCGGCCUCCCGCACCAUCUAUAGCGACCGCUUCAUCCCCAGCCGCACCGGAUCCAACCUCGCGCUCUUCGACCUCGCCCCCUCGCCCUCCGCCGCAUCCUCCCACGAAGGCUGCCCCGCGGCCUCGUCCGGAUCUGCGCCCGCCGCGUCGCCCUACUGCGCGCUCCUCCGCGCCGCGCUCUUUGGGCCCGACACGCCCGACCGGGUCGCGUCCUCGGCCACCGCGUGCUCGUCGUCCUCCUCCCCGGGGCCGUCGCCUGUGGGCACCCCCGCCACCGGGAACAUCUUCAGAUUCAAGACGGAGGUGCGCCGGAGCGCCAAGAGGGCUCUUUUUUCGGGAGAGGAAGAGGAGGACGCGCUGUUCCCCGGCAUUUUCACCACGAGGGGCGCGGGCCCAAGGAAGGUUCCAAGGUCGCCCUACAAGGUGCUGGAUGCGCCCGCUUUGCAGGAUGACUUCUACCUCAACCUCGUCGAUUGGUCUUCACAUAAUGUCCUCGCUGUUGGGUUGGGCAAUUGCGUUUACUUGUGGAAUGCAUGCAGCAGCAAGAUCUGGGAUGCAACUCGUUGUAAAAGAAUAAGAACAAUGGAAAGCCAUCGCAUGCGUGUAGGUGCUCUUGCAUGGAGUUCUUCAUUGCUUUCUUCUGGAAGCCGUGACAAGAGCAUCCUCCACCAUGAUAUCCGUGCUCAAGAAGAUUAUGUUAGCAAGCUUACCGGGCAUAAAUCUGAGGUUUGUGGACUCAAGUGGUCUUAUGACAAUCGUCAACUUGCAUCAGGUGGCAAUGAUAACAGACUUUUUGUUUGGAAUCCACAUUCAGUACAACCAGUACUGAAGUAUACGGAGCACACAGCAGCUGUCAAAGCUAUUGCCUGGUCACCUCAUCUCCAUGGCCUGCUUGCAUCUGGUGGAGGAACCGCAGAUAGAUGCAUACGGUUUUGGAAUACGACCACAAAUACACAGUUGAGCUGUGUGGACACCGGAAGCCAGGUCUGCAAUCUUGUGUGGUCAAAGAAUGUAAAUGAGCUUGUUAGCACCCACGGGUACUCUCAGAACCAAAUAAUUGUUUGGAGAUAUCCAACAAUGUCGAAGCUUGCCACUUUGACAGGGCAUACAUACAGAGUAUUGUAUUUAGCAAUUUCCCCUGAUGGCCAGACCAUAGUUACUGGUGCUGGUGACGAAACACUCCGGUUUUGGAACGUGUUCCCCUCUCCAAAGUCCCAGAGUUCUGAUAGUUUAAGUUGCAUUGGGGGAACAUCAUUUGUUAGAAGCUACAUCCGGUGA